AGCUACCAUGUGUGCUGAAUUUUAAGGGAUAUCUUGGAGAAUUGCAUGGCGGGAAGCUCUGUGGGGACAGUAAAUAUGUCAUCACAGAAAACAUGUGAAGAUUAUUUGCUUUUUCAUGGUGAAAGUUCUCUUUCAGAGGGGAUGCGAGCUUUUUUGUAUCUUCUAGCUCUUGCUUAUUGUUUCAUGGGGUUGUCUGCUAUAACUGCUCGUUUCUUCCAGUCCAUGGAGAAUAUUGUUAAACAUACACGAGAGGUUGUGGAAAUAGAUCCGGUAACAAAUACUAAAGUAAUCAGACGAGAAAAGUUUUGGAACUAUGUGAUUGCAGAUAUUACUUUACUGGCAUUUGGGACGAGCUUUCCACAAAUUUCUUUAGCUACGAUUGAUGCCAUCCGAAAUAUUGGUCAGCUAAAUGCAGGAGGUUUAGGGCCAGGAACACUUGUAGGUUCUGCUGCGUUUGACCUAUUCCCUAUCCAUGCUGUUUGUGUCCUAGUCCCAAAAGCUGGUUCUUUAAAAAAGAUAUCAGAUGUUGGUGUUUGGUUGGUUGAGCUGUUCUGGUCAUUUUGGGCAUAUUUUUGGCUUUAUAUAAUAUUAGAGAUUUGGACACCAAAUAUGAUCACCCUCUUGGAGGCCUUAUUGACAGUUUUGCAGUUUGGAAUACUUUUGCUCCAUGCAUAUGCUCAAGACAAACGCUGGCCGUAUUUAUCUAUUCCACUGGCAAGAAGUGAGAGGCCAGAAGACUGGGUUCCAGAAAAGGGCAGUGUACUUGAGUGUGAAAAUAAAGAUAAUGCGUUCUGUGAGGUCCUUCAAGUUAGUGAGGGAAACGAUACCAAUAUUGUUGAUAUAUUUUCUAUCCAUUCCAGUAAGGACCCAGGUCCAAGCUACCAAACAAUUCCAGAUUGUGAUUUCAUGGAAUCCACUGCAUCAGUUUCAACUGUUAAGAUAAUUGAAGAAAAAUUGAGUUUGUUUGCUGCUUGGAAGCGACAAUUUGUAGAUGCUGUAACAUCAGAGAGUAAGACAUCAAAGAAAGCGAGUAAUAUCCACCAGCGAAUUGUAAGGUGUAUCAUGAGAGCAAUCCUUGCACCGUGGAGAUUGCUAUUUGCUUUCGUGCCUCCUUAUGAUAUUGCUCACGGCUGGAUUUCUUUUAUUUGCUCGCUUCUUUUCAUUAGUGGAAUAGCUUAUGUGGUUACGAAGCUUACAGAUCUAAUAAGCUGUGUUACAGGCAUAAAUUCUUAUGUCAUCGCAUUUACAGCAUUAGCUAGUGGUACCUCAUGGCCUGAUUUAGUUGCCAGUAAAAUUGCUGCUGAGCGGCAGAUAACGGCUGAUUCUGCCAUCGCAAAUAUCACUUGCAGUAACUCGGUCAAUAUAUACAUUGGUAUCGGCGUCCCGUGGCUAAUUGACACCGUAUACAACUUUUUCGCGUACAAAGAACCUCUAUAUAUUGACAAUGCAGAAGGCCUCAGUUUUUCCCUGCUCGUCUUCUUUGUUACUUCUGCUGGAUGCAUUGCUGUCUUGGUGCUUCGACGGCUAACUUUGGGCGCUGAGCUUGGUGGGCCCCGGCUGUGGGCUUGGCUGACAUCAGCAUACUUCAUGUUCCUGUGGGUUGUUUUCGUUGUUUUAUCGUCGCUUAAAGUUUCAGGCAAAAUUUGAUUCCCCUCCUCUGUUUUACCUUUUUUUUUGGGCUAAAUGAUCUAUUUUCUGUGUUCAUCAAAUCAUUAUUCAUCGGGAGAUUGAUUGGUUGACGGUGCAGAGCAGAAAUAAUGUAAAUAACCAUCAGUGUUAUAAAGUGACUUUUUUUUUGUGUGUGUAUGACGGAAACAUUGAUAUUUGUGGUUUGAUUUGGUUGUCAUUAAACUGGAUGGUACUACACCAAGUUGUAUGAAUUUGUAGGAGUAUUUUGUUUGCUAAA
Molecule: messenger RNA, 1906 nt
Organism: Asparagus officinalis (garden asparagus)
Lineage: Eukaryota; Viridiplantae; Streptophyta; Magnoliopsida; Asparagales; Asparagaceae
Product: magnesium/proton exchanger
Exons: 8
Coding region: 46-1647 (533 amino acids)
Biological process (GO): transmembrane transport; metal ion transport
Cellular component (GO): membrane
Source: RefSeq, a predicted model, not a curated record